CCCAGCCGUGGCGACGAGGCAUUGCGAGCCCCGUGCCGCGCAGAAAUGGCUCACCUCCCGAAGGGGCCCACGGCAGUCUCUGCGGGGGACCUCGGGGCCCUCACGUUUUGACGAAGACCCUUCCCUCCUUUUCCCCCCCUUCCUCCUUCUCCUCGUCCUCGUCCUCGUCCUUUCCCCCCUUCCUCCUUCUCAUCCCCCCUUCCUCCUUCUCGGGACCCUCUCUCCUCGUCCUCGUCCUUCUCCCCUUCCUCCCUGAGUGUGGUGGCGUUUACCCGGCCGGCCAAUUCACAGCCCUGCGGCCAUCGAGUCAUAUACGUGAGCGCGGUGAUAGCCCCCUUGAGGGGAAGCGGAUGUGGCGCUCCGUCGAACUGGUCUUGCCCAUGGACGGGCAUCGUGUGCUUGUGUUCGCUGGGGGAGAACAAAAAUUGACGAAGACUGCCCCCCAAGAUUCCAUACAGCAAGAUGUCUUAUCGCAUCAAGACCCCUGGGUGUUUUCUCGUGCCGUGGACCCCCCCUUGGAGACCUUGGCCCCUUCCCAGGGGCAGUUCUUCCUUCCUGAGGUAUUUUCUGCCGGCUUGGAGGGCGAACACUGCACUCGAAUGAGUGUAUGUUUUUUUUUCUCUCGACGCGAGGGGGUCUGGGCAUGCGUCCACUGCAUAUAGCGACGCAAGAUAGUCCUACCCGCUCGCGGACACCAGCGGCGGCGGCAAGGAGCUCGCGGUGGCGGACUACCCCCUGCCCGGCCCCGACGAGGCCAGCGCCCUGGUCGACCUGGCGCGCGGCCGCCGGCGCAGGUGCCACGUUGCGCUCGGCGUCUGCGGCACCGCAGCGGCCCUGGCCGCCGUGCUGCACGCCGGCGGCGCCGGCCCGCGCGGCGUGCACUCGAUCGGCGAGGAGAAGGGCGUCACCGCGCUGGCUGCGGUGCCGUCCGCGGAGGAGGAGAGCCCUGCCUCUGCGCCUUCGACAUCGACCGCACGCUGACCUGCAAGCAGGGCUGGGCCGACCAGUGCGAGGGCACCGUGGAGCAGCCCGGCACGGAGGACUCCGCGUUCUCGGGGGGCGGGAUGAUCUUCUCGCAGGCCGCUGCGAACAUUCAAGACACCUUCUGCGGCAAGUGCCUCCGCGCCAUCGUCUCAGCGGGCGACGCUGGCGGCGAGGGCUCGGGCGAGCGCGGCAAGCUCCUGGAGGUGGUCGGCGGCACCGAGAGCUCCUGGACAUCAACUACGAUCAGAACGCAGAGGUGUCGACCCCACUCGUUGUUCACGCCGUGGACGGAAACAAGCAGGAUUCCGUCAGGUCAAUCCUCGAGUGGGCGCGGAACCAUCAGGGCAUGGACAUCAAGGAUGCUCGUGUAUGGUUUUUCGACGACCUGCUCAAGAACGUGGAGGGCUUCCGCGGCUCCGGGUUCAACGCCCGGCAGGUCUCGUGCAAGUCAAGGGGGCCGGUGGAGCAGUGGGUGUCCUGGGACGGCAAAAUCGGUGGCUGUGGGGCGGUCGUGGACGAGAUCGUCCCCGAGGAGGGCGUGCACAUCUGCGAGGGGGUCCCCCUCAAGCCCGAAGGUCUGGAUGAGGACUGAGCCGUGGCCCCCCCGCCCUCAACCCCUGCAGAGGCCCUGCGGGACGGAAGACGGGGGCUCUCCUCCCCCCCAGCGCCCGCUCGGAAUCCCAGCGGCAGCCCUAGGGAGGCCCGAGGGGCUUGCGCAGCUCGCGGGGGCCAACGCAGCCGCCGCGCUUCUCGGCGACCCGAGGGAAUUCAGACGGUCUCAGCACGUCUGCAACGCAGGAGGGACCCAGAUCUCCGACGCGCUGCCCUGGGCUCGCGCGUCCCCGAAGUGAUUCAUUCCUGCAUUUAAUGACUUGGGAUGUUGCUUCUGUCUUGGGAGUUCGCACGCCUCUUGCCUCAAUUGGUGGCCGCUUGUGCCGCUUGCAGCUUGCGCGGGUUGCGCGGGUCUGUAGCCUGGACAGCCUAGGACGGGCUGCCGUGUUCACCCGCAGGGAGCUCGAAGCAGUAGCACACCGCGAUGGCGCUGCGACCGUGCACACGCCGAUGGCACGAGGGAUGAUGCGACAACUGCCCGCCGAAGCGUCAUUACACCAUA
Molecule: messenger RNA, 2098 nt
Organism: Prorocentrum cordatum
Lineage: Eukaryota; Dinophyceae; Prorocentrales; Prorocentraceae
Source: the annotation of a GenBank genome assembly